Molecule: messenger RNA, 1635 nt
Organism: Abrus precatorius (Indian licorice)
Lineage: Eukaryota; Viridiplantae; Streptophyta; Magnoliopsida; Fabales; Fabaceae
Product: G-type lectin S-receptor-like serine/threonine-protein kinase CES101
Exons: 7
Coding region: 184-1416 (410 amino acids)
Biological process (GO): protein phosphorylation
Molecular function (GO): protein kinase activity; ATP binding
Source: RefSeq, a predicted model, not a curated record
AAUGAAAACCAGAAGAUGAAUACUACUGUUUAGUAUUUACUACUAUUAAGACUAAUAUGCAUUGUUGUUCCCACCCAAUUCCACGGUUGUAGGCUUUAACUACUGGGAAAGAAGCUGUUAAUUAGCCCUGGUUGACGGUUACAGUUACAGGUCACGACUCCAACUACCUUAAGCAUUGUUACGAUGAAUGUAGAAAACAAACGGUGGAUAUGGGUUCUUGUGAUAGGAGGAGCUACUGCUGUACUUAUAUUCUGCUACCUUUGCUGCAUCAUCUGGAGAAAAUGCAAGAUAGAAGCUGACAGAAAAAAGGAGCAGAAGAAACUACUAUCGGAAAUUGGAGUCAGUAAGGUGUUUUCCACGGCCUAUAACAAAACAAAACGACACCAUAAAAAUGGAAAAACCUACAAUGAAAUGCAGAUAUUUAGCUUUCCAAUCAUUGCUGCUGCUACAGACAACUUUUCAGUUGCAAAUAAGUUAGGAGAGGGUGGCUUUGGACCAGUAUACAAGGGGAGGCUUCCUGAUGGACAAGAAAUAGCAAUAAAGAGACUUUCUAGUGGAUCAGGGCAAGGGUUGGUAGAGUUCAAAAGUGAAGCCAAACUUGUAGCAAAACUGCAGCAUACUAAUCUAGUGAGGCUUUUGGGGUUCUGCAUACAAAAUGAAGAAAAUAUAUUAAUCUAUGAGUACAUGCCCAACAAAAGUUUAGACUUUCAUCUGUUUGGAUCUAACAAAAGGGAAACAAUGGUUUGGGAAAAAAGAUUCAGCAUCAUUGAAGGUAUAGCUCAUGGGCUGAUUUAUCUCCAUCACUUUUCAAGAUUAAAAGUGAUUCACCGGGAUUUGAAAGCUAGCAACAUAUUACUUGAUUAUGAGAUGAAGCCAAAAAUUAGUGAUUUUGGCAUGGCAAUAAUAUUAGAUUUGAAUGGAAUUGAAGAGAAGACAAAAAGAAUUGUUGGAACAUAUGGUUACAUGUCUCCGGAAUAUGCUAUGAAAGGCGUUAUUUCAACAAAGACUGAUGUGUUUAGCUAUGGAGUCUUGGUUCUUGAGAUUAUAAGUGGGAAGAAAAAUAAUUGUCGCUGUCAUUCUGAUUACCCCCUCAAUCUUAUUGAAUUUGCAUGGCAACUCUGGAAUGAAGGUAAAGGUGUCGAGUUAAUAGAUUCAUCAAUGCUUGAAUCAUGCCAUACAGCAGAAGUAUUACGAUGCAUUCAGGUGGGCUUGUUAUGUGUACAAGCCAAUGCAGCAGAUAGACCAACCAUGUUAGAAAUUUAUUCAAUGCUUGCAAAUCAAACUCUUUUCCUCCCUGUCCCUAAACAGCCUGCAUAUUUUAGUGAUCCAUUUGCAAAUGAAACAAAUGCGUCAGUGGGAAAACAAGAAUCUUUCUCCAACAAUGAGGUGACAAUUUCAGUGAUGUAUGCCAGAUAAUGAUAGUUUCCAAGCAUCCUUAUGUAAAAUUGAAUGAACACGAAACGCAAGCUUUUGCUGUAUGAUUAAAUAUUUCCAAUUUCAUCUAGGGUAUUAGAUUGAAACACUUUGUCUUACUCUACUUAAUGUCAUUGUUAUUCUGUUUCGUUAUAAGAGCAUGAAGAGUAAAAGAGCACUAAAUAGCUAACUUUAUUAAAGAUUGAGAUUGUUAUUUUCAUG